Macrosiphum euphorbiae (potato aphid) is the source of this 510-nucleotide messenger RNA. The record is from the annotation of a GenBank genome assembly. NCBI's taxonomy places the organism in Eukaryota, Metazoa, Arthropoda, Insecta, Hemiptera, Aphididae.
AUGGCUGGGUCUGCUCUAAGACGACUUAUGGCUGAAUAUAAACAGCUGACAUUAAAUCCUCCGGAAGGAAUCAUUGCCGGGCCAACCACUGAAGAAAAUUACUUUGAGUGGGAAGCAUUAAUCACAGGACCAGAAGGGACAUGUUUUGAAGGUGGUGUUUUUCCAGCAAAACUUAUAUUUCCAUCUGAUUACCCAUUGAGUCCACCAAAAAUGAGUUUUACUUGUGAUAUGUUUCAUCCAAAUAUUUAUUCAGAUGGGCGUGUAUGUAUUUCAAUUCUCCAUGCACCUGGGGAUGACCCUAUGGGUUACGAAUCCAGUAAUGAAAGAUGGAGCCCUGUACAGAGUGUUGAAAAAAUUCUUUUAUCUGUUAUUAGUAUGCUCGCCGAGCCAAAUGACGAGAGUGGCGCAAAUGUUGAUGCCGCUAAAAUGUGGCGCGAAGAUCGUGAAGGAUUUAAUAAAGUAGCUGAAACAUUGGUCAGAAAAACUUUAGGGAUACCAACAAGUAAAUAA